Messenger RNA from Numida meleagris (helmeted guineafowl), 2002 nucleotides. RefSeq lists its product as uncharacterized. The transcript has 4 exons. The coding region runs from base 1237 to 1980 and encodes 247 amino acids. The record is from RefSeq and is a predicted model, not a curated record. Lineage: Eukaryota; Metazoa; Chordata; Aves; Galliformes; Numididae.
UCACAUAAUCUUAGCCACUUGUCUAAUGUAGUUUAACAUUCAUAUGAAAUUACUGACAAAACAAAAGAAAAUUAACAGUGCCUUUUCAUUUUUCAAAACCUAAACAUUUAUUUAAAAUUCUUCAACAGUAUGGUCUCUUCCUCAGUUUGUUUAUUCUUUGUAUCUGAGAGAUUUAAGAAAGCACUGAUAAAUUAGUAUUUUAAAGGGGAUAUAAAAAUGGAAUGUUGUUUCAUGUGUAAAUGGAAUGAAAUGAUGAAAUACUCCUCCUUGUUGAAAAAGCAGAAGGAGUAACAAGCUAAGUUAUUCACUGCUCCUGUCUUGUCUGAACUACAGCAUGCAUUUCACUUGGCUUCUUCAAACUAGCAUCUCUGAGAUGUGUUUAAGGUGCUGUCUUAUAUACGACUCAGAGAAACAGCUGCCUUAAACAGCAUGUCCACUCAGUGAGCAUGGCUCUUAGCAAAAAGAGAAAAAUUAACUUUACUGUUAUAGUCUCUCUUUUUGCACUUCUUUUUCAUCCCCAGCAAACUGGGCUCCUGCUCUGGAAAUACAAAGCUGGACACCUCAGCUCUUACUGGUCACAGAGUAGUCGAUCACAUUUGGGCUGUCUGUAAUGCACUCCUAUCCUCAGUCAUGUGUUUCACACUCAUACUGCAUGUGCUUAUGAUGUGACCAACCAUAUAGUAAUGUGCAGCAAAUUUUGAGAAUCACUUUCAUCAUGGUCAUAACAUUGUAAGAUAAGCAGUAAUGGCCCUCCACAUCACAGGCAAAAGGGAAAUGAUAUGCCAACAAUUCCCCUGAAGUGAUGGAGAAUUAAAAUGUCUGCUGCACUUGAACAUUCAAGCAUGACAUUCAAGCGUUCUACAUAGUAGAAACUAGGAGUUCUGGAGGUUCAGUUCUCUUUCAACUUUUUUUUACCAUUUCUGCAGGGUUUCUACCCAAUUUUCAAAAUCAAAGUGUCUGCACUUAGUGACCUAUAUAGGGAUUCACUUCCCCUUUUUGCAUGCAAUCAGUAUUCCAGUCUCCUCAAGAGUCUUUCUGGGUCUUGUUGGGUUUAACACUUCUGUAGAUGGAGAGUGGGAUGUCCCCUGGGCUUGGGCACCAGGCUUUGUAGUCACUGGAGGCAACAGACAUUUCUAGACCUCACUCCAUCUGAAUUAUCUUAAACCUUUACCUAGGGAUUAAACUGUGCAGGAACUGCCAUUUUAUGUCCAAUGAUUAGUUUGGUUGUUGGUAUUUAUGCUUUCAAUGCCUGCAGCCAAAGGAAUUGAUCAAAUUCUUUAUUUAUUUAGGUCAAAUAUAAACAUCAACAAAGACCUGCCAAAUUAUCCAAUGGAAGAUUUGUUCCUUGAUUACCAUAACAAACAAAAGAGGAAUGACCUUCUGGACUUCAGCAAGAAUUGCAGGAGGCAAUGCCAACACUGGGCACCAUGGACCACCAGCAGUGCACAUCAUGGCAGCUCUGCUCCCAAACUGCAGCUCCCUAUUCCGAUCCGAGGACAUCAGCCAGACUUCAACCACGUCCCACGUGAGGUGUUCCGAUGGGUAUGUCCCUUCACUUACAGAGCCACGGGCCAGCUUUCCAUCCUGCCUAUCUCUAGCCGCAAUUCCUUCUGCCAAUUGCUCAGCACAAACAUCUCCAGCUCUAGCUCCCGAAAAUCACGCAGCUCAACGAGUAGGGCUAACACCCAGGUACGACCGCAUGAGCCGUGCGGAGCCGAGCACCUGCCGCCGGCUGCCCGCCGCGGCUCAGGACAGCAGAGGUCGCCGCUGGCUCGGCUCUGGGCCCGGCACGGCGCGGCUCGCACAAGGUGCUGCCGGGGCUGUCCCCGCUGCGCGGCCCCGACGGCGGAGAACGGUGCGUGGAACGACCGCGGGGGCGGCCGACUCCCGCCCCCCUGCGGGUGCUACGUCCCUCGGCCGAGCUCCGACGGGGAGCCCCUCGAGUGGGGGGUGGGGGGGGCCACGGCUGCCCGGGCUUAAGGAAGCGAGCGGUUAGCGCGGA